ACUCCCUUAACAGUAACUAAGUUGGUCCACCUCUCUUCUCUUAAAAAAUACCUCUAAACCCGAGCAUGAAGUUCAAAUUUUAAACACUUUUUUUUCUUAGCAACAGUAAACUCCAUUACCUAUUUCGGAAGACAAUUGAAAAUGUUGUCUGGAGAAAAGGUAUCGAGUGAAGAUUCUUCUUCUUCACUUGUUACUCAUACUUUGUCAAACAACCCAAUGUGCACUUGUGGGUCACCUGCUUCACUUAGAACAUCGAAUACGCCAAGAAAUCCAGGUCGAUCAUUCUUUGGGUGUUCCAAGUACAAUUCUCAGGGGUUACCACACUGCAACUAUUUCAAAUGGGCAGAUAGCGAUAGCUGCCAUGAAAGGGAAAAAGAACUUGUUAAAUUAAAAAUUGAGAUGUUAAGAAAGGAGGAAGAGCUUCACCUUGCACAAGUAGAGGCUCAACAAAUAGCCAAAGAGGUUCGAAGAAGAGAGGAAGAGGUUCAAAGAAGAGAGGAAGAUGUUCGAAGAAGAGAGGAAGAGGUUCGAAGUUGGAUGGUAGAGGUUCGAAAAGUCUUGGAAGAGGUUCGAAAAAUAGAUGGGGAAAUUGUCAAGAGUGACUUGGGAGUCCAGCCUCAAUGCACAAAUAUAAAACUGUGGUGUAUAAUUUUUAUAUUACUUUAUUUGUACUUCUCACUUUCGCAGUGAAUACCCACUGAUCGUUGUAACCUGUGUAUAAAACUGAACACUUGUGUUUCUGCUUUAGACUAGUAGUUAUGGAAAUGUGUAUAAUAUUUUUUGAACAAAUCCAUAGUCUGAAUUGUGGAACACGUUGGGAGCUUCUGGAUAAAACUGCAUCUAACUUGUGGUUUUCAGUUUUAGGAAGAUAGCCUAUUUGGAAUGUAUUUGGCAUGUAUGAAGGAAAGUGCUGAUUGUGUAUUUGGAAUGUAUGAAGAUGAUGCUAUUUGGAAUGUAUUUGGCAUGUUUUGGGA
This is a messenger RNA of Carya illinoinensis, 974 nucleotides long. Its product is annotated as golgin subfamily A member 6-like protein 6. The transcript has 2 exons. Gene Ontology annotation, molecular function: zinc ion binding. The record is from RefSeq and is a predicted model, not a curated record. Lineage: Eukaryota; Viridiplantae; Streptophyta; Magnoliopsida; Fagales; Juglandaceae. Bases 142 to 690 code for a protein of 182 amino acids.